This is a messenger RNA of Anguilla anguilla (European eel), 414 nucleotides long. Its product is annotated as signaling lymphocytic activation molecule-like. NCBI's taxonomy places the organism in Eukaryota, Metazoa, Chordata, Actinopteri, Anguilliformes, Anguillidae. The record is from RefSeq and is a predicted model, not a curated record.
UUCACUGGCAGACUGCAGUGGGACAGUCAGACUGGACUCUUCACCAUCACACAUCUGAGGGCAGAGGAUUCUGGGACGUAUGUUGUCGACUGUAAAGAUGAACAGAGUAAACUUGCAACAUUCCAACUGGAAGUCUACAAGAACAUGUCCACACCAACAGUGACAUGGAUACGAUCAGGGAGAAAGAACUGCUCGGUGCUGUGCUUUGUGGAGAAUGGAAGAGAGGUCACUCUAUCCUGGCUGAAUGGGGAGAAGCUGUUCCACACCAGCAGCCCUGAUAUCAACACCUCUUUGUCUCUCCUUCUGGAGUUAGAGGGAAAGGGACACAUCUACUACUGUGAGACAAAGAACCCUGUCAGCUCACAGCUCUACUGGCUGGACGUACCACCAAACUGCACUGAGGAUUCAGCAUAA